Paramecium sonneborni is the source of this 585-nucleotide messenger RNA. Lineage: Eukaryota; Ciliophora; Oligohymenophorea; Peniculida; Parameciidae. The record is from the annotation of a GenBank genome assembly.
AUGAAUUAUCUCAUCUGUAAAUCUUUAAGUGCACUUAUCUUGGCCAUGAAAAAGAAGAAAUAAUUGGAUUUUAAAAAAAUCAGACUUGCUCAUAUACAAACUAAUAUUGUAAUGAAAGUUUAUGUAACACUCAUUCGUAUCAUUUAAAUAAUUGUAUUCGAUUUGCUAUAAUAAGCAAAUAUAUCAUCUAUUGAUACAAACAUAAAGAGAAAAUCAAAAUAAUUUAAAGAAAUUUAAAAUGAGUUGAUAAUUUGUUUUGCAGAGAAUUUUAAAAGAUUGGAUCAAAAUAAAAAAAUUUUAGAAAGUAUGAAAUAAAAACUUUAAAAUAAAGAAUAUUUGUUAUUUAAGUCGUAUAUUAACAUUAAAAAGAAAAUAAAAAAUAAAUCUAUAAUCAUGAAGAGUAGAAUGAAUAAAAAAUAUAAGAAUUUAUUGAAAAAGUCUUAAGAAUAGAAUAUAGAAAAUUAAUUAAGUUAAAGUCAAUCUAUUAGUGAUUAAAUUUAAAUUAGUAAUAAAAUGUUUUAGAAAUUGGUUGUUAUUCAAAAGGAUUAAUCCCUAAUUUCUUUUAGAUUAAAAAAUUAGCCUUGA